AUGGCUAUCAAAACCAGGCACAUCCCUGUUCUUCCACGUCCAAGAUGGCUCGAUGCGGCAGGGAUGGGCAAAGGCAUUGAUCAUGACCGCCAGCAUCUAAGCAUCGUCCUUGCUGCAGGCCAAACUAUCAAGGCUCGUCAAACCAACACCGCAAUCACUGGCGAGCUCACUCUGCGCUUGCUGAACGACGAUAAUCAAACGGAGGCAUCCAAAAAAGUGGGCAGCGACUGGGCUGAGCUCAGCGCUAGUGUUGUCUCUGUGCCAUUCAUCGACACGCUGUACACCGAUACCUCAAAUGCCGCUGUGGAGCCGGUGGUUGAAUAUGAAUAUCCGGAUGGUUCGAAGCAACUACCCGUUUAUCGCAAGGGACAAAGUCAGAGCGAAUUCUUCAAUCACUGGGAUAAUCAGGGGUCGGAGUUCGCACUUCUUGACUCCAGCUACACACAAGUCCUCGUUCCUGUGAUUGAUAAAGAGGCAUUGAGACAUCCGCAGGAGGUGGACAAUAUUGACGGGCUGAUCGGAUACUAUGAAUCAGUGUUUUCAUUCUACAAUGCCUUGGCCGGGCUAUCAUUCGAACCUGAGCGUCCUUCUGAUCUGAACAGUACCAAUCGUUACUUCAUGAAGGCUGACAAACACGGCGCCGGUGGCGCGUAUUACGGCCAGAACUGGACCGCAGCGUCGACUAAUGCGAUCAAGGAAUGGUGGCUGCUGCCGUCUGCGAGCAACUGGGGCAAUCUACACGAGAUCGGUCACGGAUAUCAGAUGUCGUUCCGCAAUGACCGAUAUUUCUGGAACGGUGAAGUAUCCAACAACGUUUAUGCCGCUCUAUACCAGAGCGCCUAUCUAGGCGACCGCAAGUAUCAGGAAGGCUGGCUGUAUAACUAUGGAAAGCAAGCCCAAGUUGAGCAAGGUAUCAUCAGUGACAUCACGUCGCACAAGUCACUCAAUGACUGGGAUCUUCGCGCGAAGCUAUACUUUCUCGUCUUGAUGGUGGAAAAGGCAGGUGUCGACUCGUUUGCCGAUUUCAACCAGCAGUAUCGUCUGGUUAGCAACCAGCCAAACUUCGAUUCCACUAAUCAUCUGCUUCUGGAUAUGCUCUCUGACAGCUUCUCCCGCAUUGGACACAUUGAUGUGACACCGUUUGUGGAGCUAUGCAGUGGAUAUAUCUCACCAGGACAGCGUGAAAUCAACCAGUUUGGUCAAGGCAGAGCCGUUUAUCCGCUAAAUCAGCUUGUGGAUGGAGAUACCUUGACACAGCUCCAGGAGCAGCUGAAAUUGCAAAGCCCUCUUACCUUAGUCACUGUCUCCCAAUUGCUCGCUAGCGGGAUCAAAGGUGAUGUCAGCCUCGAACUCAAGAUCGAUGAUUUCAGCCAAAUCUACGGGAAGACUAUCACAGUGCUGGACGGCUCCCGCUAUGUCCGCCAGCUCACCGUUGAAACCGAGAAUAUAUCCCUUGGAGCUCUGCCGAUCGGUGUAUAUACUUUUCGUCUCCCGUUGGGGCGAAACAGCAAAUACCAGGUUGAUCAACGCUAUCUGGUUGUCAAGCCUGGAUCAGCUCAGGUGCACGUGAAUUUUGUCCCUCAGACUGGGUCUCAAGUGACCAACCAAGAGAUAAAGCUGCUAGGUCUAGGGGACAAUUUGUUCAGCACCAUACUAGUCGACCAAGCAAAUCACGUCGUGCAAGUAGCCGUGACUAACAAAGACCCUCAUUCUUACUUUGGUAAUGAAACAUACGCAGAAGUCGUCAUCAAAGAUAACACUGGCAAGGAGCAGUUCCGCGCUACAAUGCCAGGAGUCGGAGCAACACUUCGUGAUGACAAAAUAGCUUUCAAGCCGGGCUACACCCUCGAGGUUUAUCAUGCGGAACCCAGCCACCGCAUCCAGCUGAGACCAGACUUUGACGGGGUGAUCGACCACAACCAGAAGAGGAAUAUCUUCGAGAUAACCUCCAGUGGUCUCAAAAACCAAUCACUCAACAACGACCCGCUGGCUGCCUUACUAGCACGCAUAGCAGCGGCAGCAACUGCGCUGCGGAGUCACCCUACUCGAUUACACGCUGAGUGUCCCAGCAAGGUGGAUAUUUGGCUCGCCAUCGACCAGUUUACAGGCUCUCAACGCGAGGCUUUGCUAAAAGAAUAUUCCGACUGCAUACCAUCCGACAAUAAUGCCCCCAGCGAAGGGCUCGGCAAUUCCUUUACAGCUGCAUUCAAAGGCAUCGGGGAUUGGCAGUUCCUGACGACAGAAUUAGAUUUAGUCGGCAGAAAGCUGACUGUAGCUUUGAGGGACGGGAUAGCUCAUCACUAUUUCAACGAUACGUACGCUGCCUUGCAGGUUCUAGAUGCUGAUGGAAACGAGCUUCUCAAUCUGGAUGUCAAGGGCAGCACGUCUCAAACGGCACGAAACUGGACUUUGCCUCUUUCUGGCUACGGGGGAGAGGUGCUCAACAUCCGUCACGAGGAAGCGCCCACCCGCCUGUUCAUUAACAACAACAUGCGAGACCUUCGCUUGUCUGGUCGUGAGACAAGGCAGAACUACCGUGUCACGUCCACCGGGCUCGAACUUCUAACCCGAACUUAA
Aspergillus oryzae RIB40 is the source of this 2577-nucleotide messenger RNA. RefSeq lists its product as uncharacterized. The transcript has a single exon. Lineage: Eukaryota; Fungi; Ascomycota; Eurotiomycetes; Eurotiales; Aspergillaceae. Bases 1 to 2577 code for a protein of 858 amino acids. The record is from RefSeq and is a predicted model, not a curated record.